Messenger RNA from Malaya genurostris, 2128 nucleotides. Its product is annotated as zinc finger protein 91-like. Gene Ontology annotation, biological process: regulation of transcription by RNA polymerase II. Bases 104 to 2098 code for a protein of 664 amino acids. The record is from RefSeq and is a predicted model, not a curated record. Gene Ontology annotation, molecular function: DNA-binding transcription factor activity, RNA polymerase II-specific; RNA polymerase II transcription regulatory region sequence-specific DNA binding; zinc ion binding. Gene Ontology annotation, cellular component: nucleus. The transcript has 5 exons. Lineage: Eukaryota; Metazoa; Arthropoda; Insecta; Diptera; Culicidae.
CAGAACGCUCAGAAUGUUUCGUUUAGAAAAAACGGCGGUUUGAUCUGUAGUUUCUCUUAUAUUUUUUACAAGUAAUCAAAAACGUUCGUUAUUAUCACUAAUAAUGAGUACAGUAUUAGAAGUUGAGUGUCUGGAAUCGGAAGAAAUUCAGUCCGCACAAUUUGACUCGCAGUUUACGCCAGCUCGGUUGCAAAUCCUUCUGAAGUACAUUCGAAUGAACCCCGAUUUCCUGCGACAACCUUCGUUGUUUCCGCGUACUUUGAACUUAGUAAGCAUUGACCUGGCAGGAAACGAUCUUAAAUUGUCCAGUUCCGAAGUACUGAGAGCGAUAGAAUGCUGGAAAGAUCGGGUGUCUCGAACGGACUCAACCAGUGUUGGUCGUUCACCGGAUAAUGAAUUGAAACGGCUGCUUAUGGCGCUUGAGUCCCGCUUGACACAUAACCAGAUUACACUAAUUUUGCAACAUAUGGAAGUGGUUGGUACGGAAAGUGAAACGUUGUGGCCUACCAUUGCGGUGGAGAUGAGAGCAUUGAAAGUUGCCCCCCGGCCAGAAGUAUACUGGCGACGAAGCUUCGAGCAAUGGGCACACGAUACUCGACAACAGCACGCGAAAGAUUCCGAUAGUUUAUCGCCACUCCAACAGCGGUAUAUCGAUUUUCUGCGCGAGAGAAACGAACUGACGGAGGAUUUGCCCACUGUUGAGACUGCGGGAAUCGAUCCGUUCGAGUUGAUCAUCAAUCAUUGCCGGACGUGUAUGAAAGUGCUUAAGGUUGGCAAUCCUAAACAGUAUUUGUUUGAAUCUCGCGGAGAACUGAUGACACUAGCGGACAAGAUAAACUCCUGUUUCGGUAGUGAGCUCGGCAUCGACGAUAGACUGCCGAAGUAUGCGUGUGAGGAAUGUGUUGGGAAGGUGAAAGUGGCCUACCUUCUUAAAAUGCAAAUCGAACAAACCGAUGAUGAAUUGCGAAAUUUAAUGGCAGAAUAUGAGCGAGGCAGUAGGGAUGAAAACGAACAACCCGUUGGUAGAGUUCAAAUAUCCGAGGAAACGGAAGAGCACAUCGAAUCAUUGGAAGUUGCCGAGGAAGAGCACGAGGUGAUGCAUGAUUCAUCGGAUGAACCAGUUCAACUGUUUGAAGAACCGUUAUCCGAAGACGAUAUAGGUUCAAAGAAUAGCGACUGUGAUGAGCAACCGGAAAGAAUGAAUGUUACAUCCACUCAUGAAAAAGUUACGAAAAGCAUGAUGAUUAUCGAGGAAACCGAAGAGUACUAUGAAAUUCCAGACCAUGAAGAAACGAUCGUCGAACUGAAAAAUGAACAGCAAGAAUUCUCAAUAUGUAUUUACGAUGUUCCGGGAGAAAUGAAAGAUGAAUCCAAAACCGAACGUAGAAAAUCUCGCAAUAAAAUUAUUCCCAGCAUCCAGCAGGAGUUUUUCCAAUGCGAUCAAUGCCAAGCUGUCUUCAGAACGUAUGACCUGUGGCAGAAUCACAAAGCCAGUCAUGAUUUGGAAAAGCGGUUUUCGUGUUCGAUCUGUUCGAAGCAAUUCCGAUCGUCAUCCACGCUGAGGGUCCAUCGGCGGACACACACGAACGAGCGGCCUUACGUUUGUAACGUAUGUAAUAAAGCCUUUCGGACGUUCAGUCAGAUAAAGGCACACGGUCACGUACACAAACCGGACGAAAAACCGAUCAAAUGUGAUCAUUGCCCUUAUCGGACGUCCACGCGGUCUUCUCUAGUGAUUCAUUUAAGAUCACAUUCCAGUACCAAGCCCUAUGUGUGCCCGGUGUGUAAGGCUGGGUUUGGUACCUCCAGUAACAUGCACAAGCAUGUUCGGAGCAAGCAUAAAAAAUUGAGACCAUUUAAGUGCGAACAAUGCGACAAAACGUUCUCUACCAAGGAAACAGUCCAAAAACAUAUGGUUACUCAUACACGAACCAAACCGUAUCCCUGUCCUGAGUGUAACAUCACUUACAGUUGGUACAACGGACUGCAGAAGCAUAUGAAAACAGUACAUCCGGGCGUACCUAUACCGACGGAGAAAACCAUGUUCGAUAGGUACCAAGAGGAGCAGAAGGUGAAUAUGGAUGAGGUACUGAAAUAAAACAAAAAAAUGUCCAAGUAGUAUCCAAAA